Rhizoctonia solani is the source of this 2493-nucleotide messenger RNA. Its product is annotated as phosphatase regulatory subunit domain-containing protein. Lineage: Eukaryota; Fungi; Basidiomycota; Agaricomycetes; Cantharellales; Ceratobasidiaceae. Gene Ontology annotation, biological process: regulation of glycogen biosynthetic process. Bases 1 to 2493 code for a protein of 830 amino acids. Gene Ontology annotation, molecular function: protein phosphatase 1 binding; glycogen binding. Gene Ontology annotation, cellular component: protein phosphatase type 1 complex. The transcript is spliced from 4 exons. The record is from RefSeq and is a predicted model, not a curated record.
AUGCCAUAUUCACCGCCUUCCUCUGCGUUCACGGCGGUUGAUGUGCCACUAUUCAGGCGUCCCACGCCAGGUGACAACUCUGCCUCUGUGUCUACACACCAGAGCAAACGACACACCCGCACACACUCUGCAAACAUGCUCAACUUUUCUGAUGAGCGUGGGCCGGGCGCCCACAAGCCACUCCGAGGCCUUCCUCGCCGCGCAAAGCCGAGUCCGGCCCCGGUGCUGACCGAUCCCUCGAGCGCGAUGGCGGCGACAGCAUCGGCAACGACGGCCGACGCGUCCACACCGCGCUCCAUGGCGGCCUUUGGCCCACCCACAAUACCUCGUUCUUCCCGCACUCGGCCAAAGUUCAGCGUGGGAGACGACGACUCGUCUGAGAGCAACAGUGCGAGCCCGAAAGACAGCCCGUCUGCAGAGAACGGCCCUCGCCAGGCCUCGACAGACCAAUGGUCUUCUGCCAGCACAGCCCCCAAGGGCCUUUCGAUCGACACUUCGUCCGUGUACAAGGAAGAAACCCCUUCGGUCACCGUUCCAUUCCCUCUCCUUUCCCCCGAACCAGCCACGGCCGAACCCCCCACCCGCCGCGCCGCAAUACUCCCCCUGGGCUCAUUCGCCCAGUUUACGUCGUCGUUUGCUAACGGCAUCCAAAAUGACGACAUGCCUACGCCCGUGCCUCGAUCCUUGUCCUCUUCAAUGUUGCCGGCAUCUCCGUCCCCUUCCCCCGUCCCGGCUCUUCUUAGCCCCCGUCUGCUUCCCGUCGGCGCCCAAAAGAAUUUGUCACUCAAUGGUUCCAGCCACGGUCGUUCGGCCUCUAUGGCCGACGCUGGUCUCGAUAGGUCACGGUCCUCUCCUCCCGCAUCGGGCGCCACGACCCCCGUUAUCCGCAAGUCCAAUGGCCAGCCACUCAAGCCAAGCCUCAAGUCUUCCCUCAGCUCUCCCAACAUCUCGUCCAUGAACGAGCCGAGGAGGAUUGCCAAAAGUGCUCCCACAACCCCGCGGGUCCACUUCAAAGAGCUAGGUCUGGAGUCGGUCAGGACAUUUGACAAAGGCGCGCGUCCGAUUACUGUAUCCGGCGAGUACAAUGGCGCAGACGAUACAGAAACAGAAACCGAGCCCGAAAACGGCAAGGGUUACCCUUUCCCCCAGGUCUCUUCCACCCAGGCCUUCGUCCGACUUGCCCCAACCACUUCACAACUUGCUUUCCAGCCACCCCCGCAGUCAUACGUCCAUCUCCAAUAUCUAUCCCUGCCAGCCAUACGCCCACCCCGCCUCCAUGGCACCAUUCUUGUUCGCAACGUGGCCUUUGGAAAAACAAUCGUUGUCCGAUAUACAACAGACAACUGGGAGACCGCAAGCGAAAUCAACGCGUCGUACAGCUCGAGUCUUCCACCUGGCAUCGUGCCUGGCUCAAUUGAUGCUUCAUGGGACAAGUUUACGUUUACCAUCAAGCUCGAUGACAUUGAACGAAGCUUGCCCGAUCGCACCCUGUUCUGCGUGGUCAAGUACGAUGCGCAUGGCGUAGGCGAAUGGUGGGAUAACAAUCAAGGCCAAAACUACCGCGUCGAAUUCGAGCGCCCGGAAUCGAACGGGCUCGGUCUCACCAACCCAUCCAAAUCUGGAGAUCAGUCUUCUGCACCCAGAUCAUUCAAUCCUCUUACAUACCAGACCAGCUCCCCCACGCCCCCGCCACCUACGACCAAGCCGCGCUCGUACUCGACAUCAGUCGUCGCUCCCCCUCCACCCAUCAAAGCGCCUCCUGCUCCGCUAUCCACUGGGCCCCAACCGCAUUUACUCGGCUUACGUUUAUCCAAUUAUGUAAGCCCUUCAGCAAACGUGCCCAAGAUUCCUGCACUACCAAAGCCUGCGGAGAAGAAGGAAGAGCCGCGGGAGGUGGACAGUUUUAGCCCGCCGUCUUCUCCAGAACAUGUCAAACGCCCAUUGGAGCUUCCGGAGAGCGACUUUGGGGUGGAUUUUCACAGUGAGGUAUAUACCCCGCUCGCUGAGCCAUUGAAGAUGCCUGUUACCAUUACCCCGCCAGACUCAGCUCACAACUCACCUUCCUCCUCGCCCACGAUGAAACGCCAGCCCUUGCUACCUCCCCCGUCAUUGCCUCAGUCGAACGACAAUGGCCUCCUUUCCCCAUCUUCAUCUCCCUCCCAGUCGCUACUAAUUACAAGCCCAUCGAGCCCUUCUAAGGCCGGUGCUAAUCAGGCUGAACAGCCCACGGAAGAUGCUGCCGAGGAACAAAAUUCGCCCAGCUCUCCGCCUUGUUUCCUUGACCAAGCAUACUCGGAGCUUGUCAGUCGUGUGUGUUUCCAUCAUUCGUCCCCUGGAGGCACCCCUCCCUAUGGACUGGGCGUGGUCACACUGUCUCCCAAGGGAGGCUCUCCUGUUGGAUCUGGUGCCAGCUCGCCAGCAACUACCAGCAAGAAUGGGCUUCCUCGCGGAGGAAGUUACGUGCUCGGCACGACCCCCACAUUCAUCAAAUGA